This is a messenger RNA of Loa loa (African eye worm), 1387 nucleotides long. RefSeq lists its product as hypothetical. The record is from RefSeq and is a predicted model, not a curated record. Gene Ontology annotation, cellular component: lysosomal membrane. Bases 14 to 721 code for a protein of 235 amino acids. The transcript is spliced from 6 exons. Lineage: Eukaryota; Metazoa; Nematoda; Chromadorea; Rhabditida; Onchocercidae.
UUUCAGUUACGAGAUGACGAAAUUGACUCGAACAAGUGCGCGUGGUGAUGAUCGACGGAUGGGUGACGUUAACCUGGAUGAUUUCUGGAAUGCAGAUGCCGAUAAAUAUAAAUGCUGCUGUCGUACAUUCCAUGUUGUUCGAGCAUCGCUUUUCAUUGCCUAUGCCCAGAUGCUGAUCACAUUCGUCUUUGCGCUUUUCUUCACUUUUUAUUAUGUACAGGCCAUUAACGGACGACUAACGCCAGAUCAUUGGAUCAAUCAGUUGGGUGAACGAUAUAUUUCUUCGCUUCUGUUUGCGGUCACUUUACAGCUCCUUCUCGUUCUUUUAUUGGUUCAUGGAAUUCGGACAGAACGCCGCUCAUUUUUGCUCCCCUUUAUUAUAUUCGCACUGAUCGCUGUUCUCUUUGGCUUUGCCCAAAUCGGGAGUGAUUUAUUCGGCUUCAUGUAUCCUUCAUCGCUGACACAUCUAAUGUACGACAACAGUCAGUUCUUUUCUCAUCUAAUUGGGACACUGUUUCAAUUAUGGUGUGUUGCUAUUGUAUGGCGAUGCUACGGUUUUCUGGGAGACAAAAAGGUUGUGCGACACAUUGGAGAGCAGCUUUCGACGACUCAAGUAGCAUUUCAUUACGACGAUAUUUCACGUGAAUACAUAACGAUGUCACAACCCCCACCGUACGCCGAUACUGUGAUCAGCCUAGACAAACAACCUCUUACGAAAUAAUAACUGAAUUUUUGGCGACGCAAAUCACAAACGGAAAUCUCAUGCGUAUUUGACAUGAGGUUUAUAAAAAUAUUUUCUCUUCAGUCUGAUAAUUUUAGUUCAUUGGCACAUCGCAGUUAUCUAUUUAUCCACUCCUUUUCCUUAAUAACUUCGGGCUUUUAGGAACUUCUUUAAAAAAUUGUGGCUUGUUAAAUGAUCACAAGUUGUACUUCUAUUUAAACCAUGUGCAGUAAUCUAUAAGCUUUAUCUCUAAUUUGAAUUACCCAUCAGUUUUUUAACUGAAAUCCUUAAUUUUGUAGAAGUUCCAUUCGUUAUCAUUUAUUUCUGAUAUUAUUACUAGCAUGGCUCCCGGUUUAUUGUAUAAGGGUUUAUUCUAUCGAUGGUUUUUUCUAUUAUCAUGGUUCGUAAAAUUCAGGAAGCAGGAUUUCCUGAAAAUAAACAUUGAGCUCAUUAUAUAUGAUAUUGUUAUCAGAAUUGAACAUAUGUGUUUCUCCUAAAAUCUUACUUCAUUUGGAAUAAAAUUCUCCUUAUACUCUUUUCGAUUUCAGCAAUGGAAUAGCUCCAGCUAUAACAAAAACGAAUUAAAAACUCAUUGUUUUUCUAAACCUCAGCAGUGUAUAACAUAUUGCAACUUGUUUUCAUGUUAAAAAACAUUCCACAAUAAAC